AUGUGGACAAAUGUUAAGAACUAUUUAAAUUAUGUAAAUUUAAAUUAUAAACCUCUUGAUAUAACUAAAUAUUUUUGGACAUUAAAAUUGUAUAAUGAGAAAUGUCUUGAUUUAGUAAUAUGUAACGAGCAUAAUGAGGACGUUACAUAUGAAGCAUAUAUAAUGGAUGAUGAAAUAAUUACACAGUACAAGGAUUUUGAUGCAUAUAAAGCAUCAAGUGAACCAAAAAAAAGAUAA
Molecule: messenger RNA, 237 nt
Organism: Plasmodium cynomolgi strain B
Lineage: Eukaryota; Apicomplexa; Aconoidasida; Haemosporida; Plasmodiidae
Product: CYIR protein
Exons: 2
Coding region: 1-237 (78 amino acids)
Source: RefSeq, a predicted model, not a curated record